This is a messenger RNA of Leishmania braziliensis MHOM/BR/75/M2904, 3237 nucleotides long. RefSeq lists its product as hypothetical. The coding region runs from base 1 to 3237 and encodes 1078 amino acids. The transcript has a single exon. Gene Ontology annotation, molecular function: mRNA (2'-O-methyladenosine-N6-)-methyltransferase activity; RNA polymerase II C-terminal domain binding. The record is from RefSeq and is a predicted model, not a curated record. NCBI's taxonomy places the organism in Eukaryota, Euglenozoa, Kinetoplastea, Trypanosomatida, Trypanosomatidae.
AUGCAUGUGCGAACCAAACGCGAUGGCGUGGCGGAGGUGUUUGAGCGGAAUCGAGUGGCGCUGAUCAUGCAGCAGGCGCUCGCCAAGCGCUACGCCCAUCCGCUGCCGUCACCGCUCUCUGAUGGCGUGCGUGACGGUCGCCUUGUGGAGGCUGAGAGCGGUAGCACUGUUACGUCUGACAUGGCCAGCAAGUCGCCUUCCUCACCGCCUCGCUUGACGUCUCCACUGCACUACACGCUACGCCGGUGCUCUCGCACCGAGUUUUAUCUUCAUUCCACCUCACUGAUUGAUGACACCUGCCCAGGCUACAUGGAGUCCAGCGCUCCGAGGGUCUCUCCCUCUGUGUCGGCCCACUGGCAGUCCCGGGACGACGAAGCCUGUGUGGCAACCGCUGUGGCCGCAGAGUGUUGGCGUCACGCCGCCUUCACAGCACUUACACAGACAGACCUGCGCCGACUCUGCGGACUCUCCGAGGAAACGGUGGCCGGCGUCAGCGGACACCAGUGCAGCUCCACACCGUCGUCGCCCCCUCUUCCAGCGACGCCGGUCGUGUUUCAUCUCCACCGCUCCUCUCCGCCCCUCGUAACUCAUCAGGAGUUCUUUGAGAUGCCACCUCGAUGGGUCAUGCAGAGCCUCGGCGAGGUGGAUCAGCACACUUUUCACAACUUCUCUGAGUGGGAUUGCCGGCGCCGCGUCACACCACUCGACGUAGGGGCCACCGUCGUGAAGCAGGCAACGAACGCUGGAACAGCUGCUCUUCCUACUACUGCUUCCACUCCUGGCGGUGGCCAGACUGCCGCCCAGGUAGCUCCGGCGGUACCACUAUAUUCCCCAGCGCAGAUGAUGACGGAGAGAGGCGGUGCUGCAUCACCAUCCUCGUUUCUGGGCUGCACGUCUGUGUCCCUUUCAGAGGCAGAGCUUGCGCCGCAUCCUCAAGCGCGUUUCCGUGUGCGUACAACGGCGACGAUGGCACACGGGAGGUACUGGGUGGACGUCGUACCGCUCACGGCGGAGGAAGUGUGUGAGGGGAGGGCGGAAAGAGUGCUGGUAAGUCCACCUACUGCGAUCCCUGCUGCUACCGACUCCAUGGAGAGCGGCAUUGCCAGUGAGCGCGUCGACCGCGACGCGUUGCUGCUGCGUCCUCCUGCGGCGCUUUAUGUGGACCCACUUUUGCCCUGUGACGAGCUCUACAGCGAACGCGGCGUCAACACCAGCGUCUAUGUCUUCUUCCUGCGUGCGGUCCAACGACAGCGACAAAAUGGCCUCGCAGUCCGUCGCAUCUCGCACGAGAUCGCCGCCUCUGACUGCGACAUUGACAGUAGGGGUAUGAGAGCCGGCACAAGAACAGGUGUAUCCAGCCCAUCGGAGGUCGCAGCGGCGCUGGCCGUGCGGCUUUCCCUGUGCGCACGGCAGCGGCGUCUGGAGUUGGCGAGACGCAUUGAUCGAGCAAUAGCCGCUGAGAACUGUUCAUCUGCACUGCAACGCGCCCCUGUGAGAGAAGCUGCUACGCUUGCCAUGACCCGCACGGCUGUCGCUUCUGCCAAGUGUUCGGGGCUUAGCGCACUCGCGGUGUCGCUGCAGGUUCGUGUGGACCAUGCUCGAGGAUCUCUGCAGCUUCGCGCUCUAAUACUGGAGGGUGCGGCGGACUGUACCACCGACGUACCAGCAAGCGAGUGGGACACAGACAGACCCACUGCAGCACCCACUUCCUCAACGCUGGCACAACCCCCUCUGCAAGAGACAGGAGCUUCCCCUGUUGUCCACGCAAAGCGAAGAAGGGACACAGUGGAUGGUGAGGAGCCAGCGCAAGACCGCCACCGUGUUGCUACAACCACGGAGACACAGUCGCCAACAGUGGAGGUGUUGCUCCGCUCUGCUUGGAAGUUGGCUGCUCUCUACGACAUGACGCGUUCCGCUGCGCUGGCGCAGCGAGAGGCAGAGCGAGACGCCAGCGAGGAAAGCAGUGAGGCGGGUGCGCAAAAUCGCACAGCGUCGCAGACGCGCACAUCUCCUCUGACUUCAUCGUCCUCACGGCUCGCGACGUCGCUCAUGGCACGCCUUACAGGCAUGCCGCAAGCUGCUUCAACUCUAACAGCGUCAGGAACCUCUGGCGCUAACAGCGAAGUGCCAUGUGGUUCCAGCUGGAGCACUGUGGUGCUUCAUGCAGGGAGUGCACUUCUACCGUCGACAGUGCCGGUCGUUGUUGAGAAGGUCCCUUGCCCAGCAGCACCGUCUUCUCGACAGAUCGAUCACCCAAUCGCCGCUUCGCCUGAUUUGUUGUUGGCCGAUGGCGAUCCGCCAACUGGUGUUCUCGCAACUACUGCAAUUCCCAUCAGCACUCUGACAACCACCACCACUACAGCAGCAGAGCGGGUCUUUCUUGCGCGAUUUUUCACGCUUCUCCUUCGGUAUCGUACGCUUUUCGGGGAGCACGGGCGCAACCAAGGCCCACAAGCGGCUGUGCCGCCGCCGGUGAUGGAGCACCUCGCCGCCACCUUCGAGAUCAGCGCAGAGGCGUUCGCGUCGCCGCUGAACACGCAGCUGCCUCAGUUUGGCUCUCUGUUUCCUGACACAGACAGACACUUUGGCAGCAUGGGGUCCUUCUUCGACCUCCAGUUUGGUGGUGCCGGCGGCGACCUUCCCACCCAACGAGCGCCGAGUCUGACCGACUCCGCUGCAGCGUCGCAGGGAUGCCACGUCGAAGUCAAUCCGCCCUUUGACACAACUCUUCUUCGGCACAUGGCGACGCAUCUGCUCUCCUGUCUGGCGCGUGCGCAGGAGUCGGCGCAGAGCCUGCUGUUCCUCAUUCUACUGCCCAGCCAUGACUUGACAGACGCGGAGAAGACGGCAGCAGCAGCUGUGACAAGCACUCAACCCCCAACGACAUAUCAACCAACGCCCACGGCAGCCGCGAAACGCCUCGGCAGCGAUUGUCGGUGUGACAGCAGUGCUGCUGCUGUUGUUUCUACUUCUGCACAACUGAGUACUGAGCGCAUCCUGCGUGAGUCGCCGUACUGCCUCGCCCAUGUCCUUUGCGCGGCGAUGGAGUCGGCCUACGUAGACGGACACCAGCACCUCCUGCAGAGUCCCUUCUUCCGUAUCGAGACGCCGACGCGUUUGAUUCUUCUCGGCAACGCUGCGGCCCGUGCGCGCUUCCCUUACGCCGCCGCGCAGCUGGAGUCGGUGCGUGCGGCUUGGAAGGAGCUGACGGAGAGCGCGCUUCUGCCGCAGUGCUGA